AUGAUCAGCCGUGAGACAACUUCAGUUCACGGCCAAUCCGAAAUGUUAAUAGAAGUUUUAAAAACUGAACAAGAAUUGAAUAAUAAAACGUUGAAAAAUUUAUAUAAAAUUUCUUUUAUGACUGGAGUUAAUAUUAAAUACAAAACCGAUUUUAAGGAUCCAAUAAAACUUGUUAACUUAUUUCUAAUAACAAUUUCUUUGAUGGGCUUAUGUGCUCAAUAUUGCUUGGUAUGGCACAAUCGUCACGAAUCUUUCGUCGAGUCUGCCGAUGCCAUUUGUACCGCCAAUCAAGCUUGGAUAUCCAUUUUUAAACUGAUAUAUCUUGUGUUUGUCCAGCACAAGUUCUACGAUCUUUUGCAUGCGGCUACCGAUGGUAAUCUAUUGUACGACUUAGGAGUCUUUGACUUGGCCAUUAACUGCAAGGAGCAAUUAUUAAAAGAGGUUAAGGGUAUCUUGCGCGACUCAUGGUUGGAUAUACGAAGACAAUUGAAUUUCUUCACAUUCUCAUGUAUGAUGGCCUGCGGUUUUUAUAUGUUUUCCUGUUUAUUUGUUAAUUACUACUAUAUGCAUAUAAAUCCUCAAAAUUUUACUUUGCAAUUGCCAAUGCCGGCCUUAUUUCCCAUGUGGCAUGAUUACGGUAUGACUUGGCCUUACUAUCCAAUACAGUAUAUUAUUGUCGGUAUUGAGAAUUAUAUUUGCGGCAUGUGCGCUGUUUGCUUUGAUGGAAUUUUCAUAGUCGUUGUAGUACAUUGCUCCGCUUUGUUUCAAAUUUUACAUCAACUCUUGCAGCAUGCCACCGAUAAGGACAUACCACGUUCACAAAGAGUUAAAUAUCUUUUAUGUUGCGUACAAUUGCAUGAACGGAUUUACAAUUAUUAUGCGAAAAUUAAUAGUAUGUACAAAAAUGCCAGCUUAGCCCAAUGCUUGUUAAGUAUGUUGGUUUUGUGCGUUGUCAUGUUUAUGGCUAAUGUCGGUCUAGAGGAGGAUAUCACGUUAUUCUUUAAAAUGUUAUGUUUUCUAAUGGCUGCCGGCUUUCAAAUUGUUAUAUACUGUUAUAAUGGUCAGAAAAUUAUAACACAGAGUGGAAGGUCUCCUUCAUGUUGGUAUAAUUGCUGUUGGUAUAAUGAAUCGCCACAAUUCCAAUAUAUUAUUAAUAUGAUGGUUUUAAGAGCUAAUCGUACUUUAUAUUUGCAAGUCUCUGGCUUUACUACGAUGUCGCACAUGACUUUAUUAUCGAUUGUUCAGACAAGUGGUUCAUAUUUCUUGCUAUUAAGGAAUUUAAGCGGCAUGGAUUAAUUUCCUUCAUUCGUG
Glossina fuscipes is the source of this 1311-nucleotide messenger RNA. RefSeq names its product odorant receptor 63a-like. The transcript has 10 exons. Gene Ontology annotation, cellular component: plasma membrane. NCBI's taxonomy places the organism in Eukaryota, Metazoa, Arthropoda, Insecta, Diptera, Glossinidae. Bases 1 to 1296 code for a protein of 431 amino acids. Gene Ontology annotation, biological process: detection of chemical stimulus involved in sensory perception of smell; sensory perception of smell. The record is from RefSeq and is a predicted model, not a curated record. Gene Ontology annotation, molecular function: odorant binding; olfactory receptor activity.